AUGGCCAUGAAGAAUGCUACAGCAGUGCUUGAGUUUCUCCUUAUCAGAAUCUCUAACUACCUGAGUGAUGAGUCAUUUUUCACAUUGGUUCUAAUAUCUUACCUCAGCACAUUGUUUGGGAAUGGACUUAUCAUUCUUAUACAUUUUGAACCACACCUUCACACUCCAAUGCACUUCUUCCUUAGUAACCUGUCUUCCUUAGACCUUUACUAUGGAAUAGUCUCUAUGUCCCAGGCCUUGUUGCAGAGUGUCUCCUUGUUCUUGGCUACAGCAGAGUGCCUCCUACUGGCUGUGAUGGCAUAUGAUCCUGUGGUUGCUAUCAGCAAUCCUCUGCGCUACUCUAUGGUCAUGAAUGGCCCAGUGUGUGUCUGGCUGGUUGCUACCUCAUGGGGGGCAUCACAUGUGCUCACUGCCAUGGUCACCUUAUCCCUACAUCUUCACUUCUGUGGUACUAAUGUCAUCAAUCAUUUUGUCUGUGAGAUUCUCUCCCUCCUCAAGAUGGCCUGUUCUGAUACCAGACUCAAUGAACUUAUGAUCCUCAUCACAGGUAUCUUCACCCUGCUGCUGCCCUUUGGGUUUAUUCUCCUUUCCUAUGUCCAAAUUGCUGCUGCUCUCUUAAAAAUUCACUCAUCCCAGGGUAGGCUCUAGGGUGGUUCUUUGUCUACCUGUGGUUCUCAUUUGACUGUGGUGACAAUAUUCUAUGGGGCAGCCACAUAUAUGAAACAGUAAUCUAAGUUAUCCCCUGAUCUAGACAAGUUUAUAUCAGUAUUUUAUAGGGCUUUGACACUGCUGAACCCUCUAGUAUAUAGCCUUAAAAACAAAGAUGUUAAAGAGGCACUAAGGAAAGUUAUAGUAAAUAGAAAAUGA
Molecule: messenger RNA, 867 nt
Organism: Pipistrellus kuhlii (Kuhl's pipistrelle)
Lineage: Eukaryota; Metazoa; Chordata; Mammalia; Chiroptera; Vespertilionidae
Product: olfactory receptor 13H1
Biological process (GO): G protein-coupled receptor signaling pathway
Cellular component (GO): membrane
Molecular function (GO): olfactory receptor activity; G protein-coupled receptor activity
Source: RefSeq, a predicted model, not a curated record